Molecule: messenger RNA, 423 nt
Organism: Nilaparvata lugens (brown planthopper)
Lineage: Eukaryota; Metazoa; Arthropoda; Insecta; Hemiptera; Delphacidae
Cellular component (GO): extracellular region
Molecular function (GO): chitin binding
Source: RefSeq, a predicted model, not a curated record
UGGCACUACUGCGACCUGAACGGCGGCCAGGCCUCGUUCCUGUGCCCGAACGGCACCAUCUUCUCGCAGGUGGCGCUCACUUGCGACUGGUGGUUCAACGUGAAGUGCGCCGCCACGCCGCAGCUAUAUGUGCUCAACGAACGCCUCUACAAGUACAUUCUGCCGCAGCGACCCAGCUUCCCCGAGGACUUCGCCGGGCCCCUCGUCGACCAAUACCUCACGCUCAAGUACCACGAGCUAGAAGCUAAGAAGAAGAAUGCCACCGCCAAAGCUAAACCGACAACAACCACUGAAUCCGCGCCGCUACCCCCCAACGUCGAUUUCCUAACGCUGCUAUCCAACGAGGUUAAAAGGAAUGUGUAGGGAACCUUGUCGAAUUUGAAAUAAAAUAGGUUGAGACUUAGGAUUUCAGUCAACCAAAUA